This is a messenger RNA of Drosophila grimshawi, 2136 nucleotides long. RefSeq names its product AF4/FMR2 family member lilli (gene bbx). The transcript has 4 exons. Gene Ontology annotation, biological process: regulation of transcription by RNA polymerase II. The record is from RefSeq and is a predicted model, not a curated record. Gene Ontology annotation, molecular function: DNA-binding transcription factor activity, RNA polymerase II-specific; RNA polymerase II transcription regulatory region sequence-specific DNA binding. The coding region runs from base 1 to 2040 and encodes 679 amino acids. Lineage: Eukaryota; Metazoa; Arthropoda; Insecta; Diptera; Drosophilidae. Gene Ontology annotation, cellular component: nucleus.
AUGACUUAUCCACAACAAGAACAGCAGCAACAGCAACAGAAAAAGGCUGGAGGCGCAUUCAACAGCAGCAGCGAUGAAUUGUUCGAGGAGGAAGAUGAUGAUGAUGACGACGACGAUGAUGAUGACGAGGAAGAUGAACUGCAGCGCAAGCAACAGCAGCAGCAGCAGCAGCAACAACAGCAGCAGCAGCUGAAAAAUAGCGUUAAAAUUAAUGUGCCUAAUAUUGUAAAUAAUGAUGACAAUGAUUCCGAGGAACAUGUAGAAGUGGAUGUUGUUACUGUGACACCAAUAACCCCGCAGCACCAACAACAGUUGCAACAGCAACAACAGCAGCAGCAACAACUGGUGUCAGCAGCAACAGUUGUCGAUCAGGGUAUGCGACCGGAGCACCAUGCACGCCGUCCCAUGAACGCAUUUCUCAUAUUCUGCAAGAGGCAUCGUGCCAUUGUCAAGGAGCGCUACAAGUCCCUGGAGAACCGAUCUAUUACGAAAAUACUCGGGGAUUGGUGGGCCGCACUGGAUGAACAGGAAAAGCAAUGCUUCACCGAUCUGGCACAGCAGAACAAGGAUGCUUUUUUCAAUGCCAAUCCCAAUUUUAAAUGGUACAAACUGCCAGCACCGCCGCUGCGCACGCUAGCCACGCGUCCCAGCAAUGCUGUCGCCGCACAUCCCAACGAGGAGCACCAACAACAACAGCAGCAGCAACAACAACAACAACAGUUGCAGCCUCAGCAGCAGCAGCAUCUCCACUGGGAGCCCAAUGAGGUGGCGCAUCUGCUGCGUCGCAAUUACUUUAAAUUUGCGGAUGAGACGCAAAUGGGUGAAUUGAGUGCGCUCCUCAGCGCCAAAGCGGUCAAUGUGCGUGACAAGGAAUAUGCUCUGCAGCAGGCGCUAAGCGAGACAACACAAUUUCUAAGCGCCCACAUGCCCAACAACAACAACAAUAACAGCAACAAAAUCAAGCGUGGACUGCAGCCAGCCGUGGACAGUGCAAGCAAUUCAAGUGAGGAGGAGGAACGUGGCACGCCCAGCAAGAAGCUAAAAUCGACGCGCAGCUGCAAGGGCAAAAUAUAUCAGGAGCUAAUCAAUUCGGGCCAAUUGGCGGCCAUUGCCAAGAAGAGUAAAUGCCGUUCAAAUAGUGGUAGCAGCAGCAGCUGCACAACCGAUGCAACCAACAGCAGCACGCCACCUGUUUCACCCAUUGCAGCAGUGGCUGCAACUGCAGGAGCAGCAGCUGCAGCAGCUGGCAUUGCAGAUUGCCAGCUGGAGCUGGAGCUGGUGGAUGCGUCGGCGACGGCGCCUGCGACAAGUGCCACGAGCGCGAGGCGCAGCAAUUGCGAUGAAUUUGAUUUGGAAGAGAAAAUCAAGGAGCUGCCGGCGCUCAGCUUGGAUGCAUAUUUGCAGCGCAAGCGCAGCACCAAAAAGAAGAAGAAAUUCAGCAGCAGCAAGAAACAGCGCAACUCCAAUUCCAACAGCAGCAGCAGCGGCACAACAACAACAACAGCAGCAGCAGCAGUUGGAGUAGGAACAGAAACAGGAGCAUGCACACCAGGAGCCGGUCUCGUCAAGAAAGCUGCAACAAAAAGCGAAUCGGAAAAAUUGCAUGCAGCUGCUGCGGCUGCGGCUGCUGCAGUGGGCAGCCAGAAGCGAAAGGCGCGCAAGGAGAGCAUCACGCGCCGUGACGUCAGCGCCAUCGAGCAGGAGGUGGCCUCCAUUCUGCCGCUGACCAUCAAUGGCUGUUACUACUUUAAUCAUCAGACCCAGUCGCCGGCACAGUUGCAGUCGCCACGCGCACACCCAGCAACAGCAGCAGCAGCAACAACAGCAGCAACAACAGGAGCAGCAACAGGAGCAGCAGCAGCCACGCUGGUAAAGCAGGCCUCCUCCUCCUCCUCCUCGCCGCUGUCAACGGCAUCGUCAGCGUCAUCGUUGACGCUGUCCGCGUACGAGCAGCCCGCAUAUGAUGCGACCUCUACCUCAGAUCUACUCAUUCUGGCCGAAGUGGCCGCCAAUCGCACCGAGCUCUCCAAGUCCAACUAGGAGCAGCAACGCCCACUUGUUAGUUGUUAACCGCAGCGCGCAUCAAAUUGACAAAAAAAAAAAACAAAUCAAACAAAAAAAAAGCAUUUUGUUGCG